AUGUCUCAUCUUUUCCGCCGAGUCUCCAGGAAUCUACCAUCAUUUCCAACCCGGAGUCUCUGUUCCCGGCGCUCGAAUUUCACCACGGCGACCACACCUUACCUCCUCCUCGGCAGCGACGUCGUGGGAGACUCUCCCUGCGGCGGUAAACUCGUCAACUUUAACCUCUACGAUCCCAAGACGCAACAGCAAGUAAAGAUCGAAAACAAAACUCUACCAAAGGAGCUCAACGAAUCUAAGUGGAUAGGCUCAUCAAGAGGAUGGUUAGCUUCCAUGAACAAGAAUGACUCCACUGUCCGUCUCUCCAACCUCUCCAAGAAGAAGACGAUAUCUUUGCCUCCAUUAACCAGAGACAAGUUUGAGCAUCUUGUCAAUGUCUCCAUCUCCUCUGACUGUGAAGUAGUAGUGGCCGUCAAGUUCUACGGCUCUCGAGUCAACCUUUGUCGGCUCGGCGACUCGGAGUGGACUUGCGUCGACGUGCCUUGCCCGUCUUUCCACUCUUCUGCUGUCAUUUACUCGGAGAGAGACGAGAGAUUCUACUUGAACAACUGUAACCCUGACUACACCGGUCCAACCGAUUUCACGCCGAGAUCUAAUCCCGGUUUACUCACUCCGGUAAUUAGUGGCUACAAGAGGUUCCCCUUCUCUAACUUUCUAGAUGAGAUGCCAGAGCUUGAGAAAGAAACGUGUCUCUCACGUUACAAGAUCCAACAGCAACUAGUCCAGUCAUCCUCUGGCCAAUCCUUCAUCGUUUGUUGGUUUGUGGAAAGAUUUGAUGACAAAGGUGAAGCUGCGCCAUGGGGAGACACGAGUUACAACAACAACAAGGAAGGUCUUUGCAAGAAGACACACAAGAUCAUGGUCUUUAGGCAAGACGAAGAGCUAGGUGUUGGUCCCUACACUGAUGAUAUUGGCGAUCUCUGCAUUUUCUUGGGCGAUAAUGAAUCAUUUUGUCUCUCUGCCAAGGACUACCCUGGUCUUAACCCUAAUUCGGUUUACUUUGGCGGCCAUGGUUCCGGUUUUGGCAUCUGCGAUCUGGCUACUCGCACCAUCUCAUAUCUCUCCGACUCUCCUUCACCACCAGGUCGCAUGUUUUGGAUUCCUCCCAGCUCCGCAUAGUAGCUAGAUGAAGGCAUUUAGGUUUUUUCUUUUUCAUGGUGUUUAAAUUGAACAUCUUUCUAAUUUAUUAGGACUUCCAUGAACAUUGCUUGCUAUGCAAGCAACUACUUCAACUCCUCUGCUUUCAGGCA
This is a messenger RNA of Raphanus sativus (radish), 1250 nucleotides long. RefSeq lists its product as uncharacterized. The transcript is spliced from 2 exons. The record is from RefSeq and is a predicted model, not a curated record. Lineage: Eukaryota; Viridiplantae; Streptophyta; Magnoliopsida; Brassicales; Brassicaceae. Bases 1 to 1119 code for a protein of 372 amino acids.